AUGGCGGAAGAAAGCAGUCAAAUUGAGCCCAAAACGCAGGAGGAAAUGUUGUUCAAGCCCGUUGGCGAAACAGUCAAGGAAAUUCAAGAAGAGGUCGAUCACGAUGGAGAGACAGCUCAGGUAAAGUUGACAGGCGCAUCAGACGCUAUGGGACAUCCCGUUCAGGAAAUCGAGUCGCUCUGCAUGAACUGCCACCAGAACGGUGUGACAAGAUUGCUGCUGACGUCGAUCCCAUAUUUCAGAGACGUUGUGAUAAUGUCAUUCGAAUGCCCUCAUUGUGGUUUCAAGAAUUCGGAGAUCCAGCCAGCGUCCGAGAUCCAGGAGAAGGGCUGCAAAUAUCUGCUGAAGGUUGAGAAUGCGGAGGAUUUCAAUAGACAAGUGAUAAAGUCUGAGACUGCGACAUGUAAGUUCAUUGAGCUGGAUAUUGAGAUCCCGGCAAAGCGCGGCCAGUUGACGACCGUGGAGGGUCUCCUCAGUGAAAUGAUAGAAGAUUUGGAAUCUGACCAGGAAGCCAGAAAAACAGUCGAUGAAGCUCUGUACGACAAGAUUGAGCAGUUUAUAGGCAAGGUGAGAGACUGCAUCGCGUGCAAGGCCGGUACGUUGCCGAUCAAUUUUGUUCUCGACGAUCCAGCUGGUAACUCCUGGAUUGAGUACAAGCCGGGCGAACCGCAACAUAAGUGGUCUCACUCAGAGUAUCUGAGAACAGACGAUCAGAAUGUAGAGGUUGGAAUCAUCACGAGAGAUCAGCUUGAGCAGCGUCGCAGAGAAAAACUGCAGGAGCUGUCGAAUCGCGAGAGAAAUCCUUCCGAGUCUGUCAAAGCUGGCGUUGCGAAUCCAGAAUUCCUUUCAGAUGCCACAGAUAUCGAAAAUUUUAACAAUGAAGUGCAAACAUUUAGAGGCUCAUGCCCUUCAUGUAUGCACGAAUGCGAGACUCAUAUGAAGCCCGUCAACAUUCCUCACUUCAAAGAAGUGAUCAUCAUGUCCACGAGGUGUGAUAGCUGUGGCUAUAAAUCUAACGAGGUCAAGACCGGUGGUGCUAUCCCAGAGAAGGGAAGAAGAAUAACGUUGUUGUGUGACGAUCCAGCAGAUCUCUCCCGUGAUAUACUGAAAUCAGAAUCUUGUUCCUUGACCAUACCUGAACUGAGCGUUGAAAUUCAGCAGGGUACUCUUGGCGGCAGAUUCACAACCCUGGAAGGUCUGCUGAGACAAGUAUACGAUGAGUUACAUUCAAGAGUCUUUUCACAAACUUCGGACUCAAUGGAUGAGCAGACCAGGGAACGUUGGUUAUCGUUCUUCAGCAAAAUGAAAGAUGCUCUAGAUGGUAAAAUUGGAUUCACCGUUAUCAUGGAAGAUCCUCUAGCGGGAUCUUACAUCCAAAACGUGUACGCUCCAGACCCAGAUCCAAACAUGAAGAUCGAGGACUACGAGAGAACCAGGCAACAAAACGAGGAUUAUGGAUUAACAGACAUCAUGGUCGACCAGCAGUAA
Messenger RNA from Torulaspora globosa, 1488 nucleotides. RefSeq names its product zinc finger-containing protein ZPR1 (gene ZPR1). NCBI's taxonomy places the organism in Eukaryota, Fungi, Ascomycota, Saccharomycetes, Saccharomycetales, Saccharomycetaceae. Gene Ontology annotation, cellular component: cytoplasm; nucleus. Gene Ontology annotation, molecular function: zinc ion binding. The coding region runs from base 1 to 1488 and encodes 495 amino acids. The record is from RefSeq and is a predicted model, not a curated record. The transcript has a single exon.